UCACAAUAACACAAAUAAAGAUCAUGAUAAAGAAAAUCUAUCUAAAAGGUUAAAAUUAGCUAAAUUAAGAAAAUUUGAGGCAGAUGCCGAAAAGGCCAAAAUUGAGGCCAGAAGAGCCAAAGCCGAAAUUGAGGCUAGAAAGAUCAAGAUCUUAGCAGAAUUGAAUAUUAGGGAGGCUGUGGCCGAAGUAGAUAAAGCUGAAACAAAUCUAGGAAAGCCAAAUGCUGCAGAAUUUAAUAAUUUUUAG
Molecule: messenger RNA, 247 nt
Organism: Entrophospora candida
Lineage: Eukaryota; Fungi; Glomeromycota; Glomeromycetes; Entrophosporales; Entrophosporaceae
Source: the annotation of a GenBank genome assembly